AUGAAAAUUUCUCAACUUUUGCUGGCUCUGCUACUGUCAUUAUUGUUAAUAAGUGAAGAUGUCGCGGAUGGUGGAGCAACGAUAGUGCCGGAUCAAGUUACCCCAAUAGCGGUUCCAACGCCUGCAAUACAGGCUACGACUAUCACUAUAGUUUCGAGUUCUUCAAUAGUUACAGUAACUAAUACUGCUCCGAACGACGCAAAUGGAAGUGGUGAUACGCCAAAUGGGAACAACGGUUCUGGUAACACCACUAAGACACUUAUUAUUGCUGGUGCAGUGGUUGCAGGAGUAAUCAUUAUUGGUGGCGCGUUUAUGGCGGUGAUUAGAUUUCGAAAUACGAGAGGGGAUUUUGGGGAUGACGACGGGGAAAUUGAUUUGAGUGGCAAUGCGUGGGAUCAUUCGAUAAACCAAUAUCACCAACGAAUAUGA
This is a messenger RNA of Paraglomus brasilianum, 429 nucleotides long. Lineage: Eukaryota; Fungi; Glomeromycota; Glomeromycetes; Paraglomerales; Paraglomeraceae. The record is from the annotation of a GenBank genome assembly.